AUGCCGCAAUGCUCAAAAUGCAUAGAGCGCGGUCAGGACUGUUUGGGCUACCAGCGCCUGUUGCUCUGGCAAGAUGGCGUCGCAAGUCGCGGAAAACUCGUCGGUCAAAAGUAUGGCGCGAAGCAGCAGCCUGAAUCUCGUCGAGAACCUUACGCCAAAUCUUCUUCCGCUCAAGAGUGGCAGAGGGCCAGAGUCGCAACCGUACGAAAUCAGUUGCCGUUAUCGAGGCCUUUGACGGAUCCAUUGACACAAGACCUGAACGAUGUAACAAGAUCGUAUCUAUCCUACUUCGCCAGUGUUGUCUGCCGAGAUUUUGUUGUCUACGACUCAGAGCACAAUCCAUUCCGUGAUAUCAUACCACUGACACAUAAUCACCCGAUUCUCCUGCAGAUAAUCAUUGCCAAUGCAGCAAUCCACAUGUACAAUGCAACUCAGCCGUUUCUUAUUCCAGGGAGUUCUGAUGAUGGGCAGGUUUUCGCCUCUCCGCGAAACAAGCCUGGCAACCUGUACUCCGACGCUUUGGCGGCAAAGCAGCGAGCACUGACUAUGCUCAGGCAAGUCCUCGCUCAGCAGGCUCCCAAGGAUAUCGACGUAACUUUAGCAGUCGUGAUCAUGUUCAUCAACUUGGAGCUUAUGGAUGCUAAAGCAGCUGACUGGAUCCAUCACAUCAAUGGCGGGAGAAAGAUUAUAGAAGCGUUGGGCAAGUCUGAGCGGCUGCAAAUUACCACCGCAAGCCCGUUGCGCCGCUUCUUGGUAUCGAGCUGGAUGAUAUCCAGUGCUCUUGGUUUCGUCUCCUCUAACGCGGUGCAUGACUUGCCAGACGAUGUAUCUAGUGACAACACGGAACGCGCUGUCGAAUCAUUGAUACGUGAUGCGGAAGGCAAUCACUGCUCGUCUUUCCCAACAAUCCUCUUACAGCUCCUACGAAAUGGUGUUCGACUGAGCCAAUCUGUAAGCUCGAUCUCUCUACGCAACAAACGAGACAGGGUCUUGAUGCUCGUAUGUACCGCCAAAACAUUCGACCCACGCGCCUGGGCUACAGAUCUGCGGUCACCAUGUCCAUCCCCUGACCUCGAGGAGCGUAUUCAUGUGGCUAGCGCACACAAAGCAGCUGUUAUCAUCUAUCUCUCCCGACUGCUAGUCUCGAUGUAUACCGGCUCCAAACCAACAUGUGACUUCGAAUCUCUGGUCACGGAGAUUGUGGAAAACCUUUCGAUGGUCACUGAUGAGAAUAGCCUCUACACGGCAAUCACCUGGCCAGCAUUCAUCGCAGGUGCGGAGACGAACUCAACUUUACAUCAACGGUUCGUCUGGACGAGGUUGGAACGUCAAUGGGAACUCGAGCCGUGGGGAUUGUAUCGCAAGGCUGCAGAUAUUUUGCAGACCAUCUGGAACGCAAAGAACUGUAUACCGGCCAUGGACGAUGAUCAGAUACGAGACGGAGACUGGGUCCAGUAUUUGAGGCAAAGAGGUAUCGAUUGGCUAAUUCUCUGA
Messenger RNA from Aureobasidium namibiae CBS 147.97, 1494 nucleotides. RefSeq lists its product as uncharacterized. Gene Ontology annotation, cellular component: nucleus. The record is from RefSeq and is a predicted model, not a curated record. Gene Ontology annotation, biological process: positive regulation of transcription by RNA polymerase II. The transcript is spliced from 3 exons. Lineage: Eukaryota; Fungi; Ascomycota; Dothideomycetes; Dothideales; Saccotheciaceae. Gene Ontology annotation, molecular function: transcription cis-regulatory region binding; DNA-binding transcription factor activity. The coding region runs from base 1 to 1494 and encodes 497 amino acids.